Schizosaccharomyces japonicus yFS275 is the source of this 1417-nucleotide messenger RNA. RefSeq names its product nucleoporin Pom34. The record is from RefSeq and is a predicted model, not a curated record. Bases 448 to 1200 code for a protein of 250 amino acids. Gene Ontology annotation, cellular component: nuclear pore. Lineage: Eukaryota; Fungi; Ascomycota; Schizosaccharomycetes; Schizosaccharomycetales; Schizosaccharomycetaceae. The transcript has a single exon.
UAGAUAUCGUAUCCGAUUGAUUGCCUUAAAAUGUAAUUAACGUGCCCUUGGGUCAGCUCCACAUCCAAACUCGGUUAUAUGGUAAAUAUUCUAGUAUUUAGCAAAGGUCAGCAAAAGUAAUUGUUUGAUAUGACUAAUUCUCAUAAACCUCUUUCUUAUUCGUAAGACUGAACGUCUUCUUUGGUGGUUUUUAGACCUACAUUGCUAUUACUGCUACUGUCACACCAGCUCAGGUCAUCGACUCGAAAAGUUGCUUUUUUAUCUUGUAAACAGUGUCAGAAAGCCAUAUCGGUAGUAAACGAAUUUCAAAUUACUCUUCUCUUUAGGGUUUUUGUGGGCCUGGCUCUGAUUCCUUGCUGUACUCGGUUUUUAUUACUCCUUCCAAAUUGUUCAUCUUUGUCUUCAGAAGAACAAUAAACAAAAAUUUAGAGGUUAAACAAAUUCACCAUGUCCAAUUCUUCUACUGCACCGUUUGCUCAUUCUGCAUUCGCUAGGUCUUUGUAUGAGAAUUCGACAGUAUCUCAAAAUGUCAGUAACUCAAGCACUUUGCUGAGUCAAAAUGAAAGCUUUUCUGCUCCCUUUCGGACGCGAACUGCUGCCACUUCAAAUAUCGAUGUUAAUGCACCUCCGCUGACUUCUUUAAAGGCAACGAGUCCCUUUAAAGCUCUUUCAAAUCGGCCAGGACAGACGGAAUCGAAAGGUGAAAAUAGAUUCGAUUCCAGCGUUUCAAAGAAGGCUGUAAGAAAUCCCUUAACUGAAAAGAAUAAUAUCUCUUCAUUUAAUCGGUUCGCAAAACCUGAACUCCUUGAGAAGCCCGGAGGCUAUUGGAGACAUCCAGCUUUGGAUACUGUUGAAAAAACUUUACAUGAUAAAACACCCUCUGACAGAACUUGGCACCGUUUGGUAACAAAUCUGUCCGCUUUCAUAUUGUUUCAUAUCUUUAAACAGUGGUUCAGUGCGACAAAGAUCGUUAUGGUCCGUUACAUAUUGCUUGCUUUGCAGGUAAUGUUCCUUUAUAACUUUGUUGAAGCACUUUGGCGGUUUAUUCGUCCUCGUGAAACAUUCAGAGACGUGAAUCUGACCCCGGGUCAGAGACAGUUAUUGGGCUUACCUGUUAGUCCUGGGGCAAGCACUGCCUUUCAGUAUUCAUCGCUUUCGGAUGACCAGAAAGAAACACCUGCUACACGACGUCGUACAUGAAUGGCUGCAACGAUGUACUAAUAAUAUUUGUAGAGGUAGACUAUUAUCGUUGGAAAAUGAACUGAAAGUGUCACAAAUCUUAGUUUUGAGUAUUAUUUACGCUUUGUUGCUCGUAGCGACAAAGUAUAUUUUCAUGAAUUUUGUUACAAUGAUAUAUAGUAACUUAUGAACCAAUUAGUUCCUCUAAAUAAUGAAGACUACGUUACUAUCAUUAACA